Molecule: messenger RNA, 896 nt
Organism: Vespula pensylvanica (western yellowjacket)
Lineage: Eukaryota; Metazoa; Arthropoda; Insecta; Hymenoptera; Vespidae
Product: pro-resilin-like
Exons: 3
Coding region: 467-877 (136 amino acids)
Cellular component (GO): extracellular matrix
Source: RefSeq, a predicted model, not a curated record
UACGAAUUAAAUAACAAAAUUAUAUUAUAUGAUGAACAUUUUUAAAUCAUUGGAUUAGAACUUAUGCAAAACGUUACGUUUACGGAAAGACGAUGAUGAAAAAUAAGAACGAUUUUUAUAUUUGUAAAUAUGUAAUAUAGAAAUUCAAUAGUCGCAAUGCAGAUUACGAAGAAGCCUUGAUUAGCGCGAUUUAAGCAACUUGGAACAAUAGACGAUAAAUAUUACAAAGUAUCAGGAACUACUGUGAGUACACCGAAUAAAUGAUUGCAGCUAUGCGGUCAGAGAUCUGCGGUUUUAUUAUUAACUCUAAUUAUGGUUAUGCGCUCGCAUUAAAGCUUCCACAAUAACCGUGCUUCCAUUUCUACUUUUAAAAGAUGCAAUCAGGAACGUGGUGUAUAAAACCCGGUGAUGCUGUAACGCAGAGUUAUUUCAGUUUUGAACACUUGAGGAUUAGGACGAUCUGCCAAUGAUUCGAAAGGCAUUAUUAGUAGCAACGAUGCUGAUAGGAAUUCGAGGCGAACCUCAAGGACCUGCUUAUCUUCCUCCUAGUGUAUCUCGUCCUUCUGGUACACCUGGAGGUGGCACAGGACAUCCAGAUGAAUGGGCUGGGGAUCCAGCGAACUACGAGUUCUCGUACGAAGUGCAAGAUGCUGUUGCUGGCUUAGAUUUCGGUCAUCGUGAAAUGCGAAAGGACCAAGAAGCUACUGGCACAUAUCACGUUCUACUUCCCGAUGGUAGAACACAAAUAGUUGAUUACGUUGCUGAUAACGCUGGUUAUCGACCAAACGUACGAUACGAAGGAACAGCAACUUAUCCAGCACCAGCACCGUCUGCUGGUGGUGGUGGUGGAGGCGGAGACGAUGGUUAUAGAUAUUAAUAAUAUAAUUACAUAAAAA